AUGGAGGAGAUUGCACAUGGUUUGUUGGAAAGCCAGAAGACAUUUUUGUGGGUGAUUAGAACAUCAUAUAGUGGUGAGAGAUUGGAGGAGAAGUUAAGUUGUAAAGAUGAAUUGGAAAAGCAAGGAAUGAUAGUUCCAUGGUGUUCACAAAUGAGGGUUCUAUCACACCCUUGUGUGGGAUGUUUUGUGACUCAUUGUGGAUGGAAUUCAUCUUUGGAGAGUAUGGUUGUUGGGGUACCCGUUGUGGCAGUUCCACUUUGGAAUGAUCAAGCUACAAAUGCAAAGUUUAUUCAAGAUGUUUGGAAGAUUGGUGUAAGAGCUAUCGCAAAUGAUGGAGGAGUUUUUGAGGCUUAUGAAAUUAAGAGAUGCAUAGAGCUUGUCAUGGAUGGUGGACAGAUAGGUGAAGAAAUGAGAAUCAAUGCUAAAAAAUGGCAGGGCAUGGCUAGAGAAGCUGCCAAAGAUGGAGGGCCAUCUAACAUGAAUCUUAGGACAUUCGUGAAUGAGCUUGGAGAUGGUGUUACUAAAACUACUAUCUGA
This is a messenger RNA of Coffea arabica (coffee), 537 nucleotides long. Lineage: Eukaryota; Viridiplantae; Streptophyta; Magnoliopsida; Gentianales; Rubiaceae. The record is from RefSeq and is a predicted model, not a curated record.